CAUCUAGGGCUCUAUAAUCCACUGCUGAUUCUUCUGUUGGGAAGCAACUGAGUUCCAGAUCUGGGAUCUCUGGCAACUAAUCUGGAGUCCCGGGACGGUCCACAGCAAGUAGCUGUUUCUAGACUAUUUUAAUCUCGACACGUGGGUGGCCCUGCCGGACAAUGCAAAGGAGAGAGAGAGAUAUAUAGAGACAGAAACACAUCAAAUGAAGUCGUUUGAAGAGGAGGAGGAGGAAGCUAUGGGACUUUCCCAGACACGUGACUUCUUAUUAAGGCCGGACGAAAUAUUUUUCCAGUGCUGAGGGCAGGGUUUACCAUCAAACGAAACUGAAGCUUCCUCAUAAAGGGGAGCCGGACUGCUCCUGGGUCUCUGGCAUCUUCGCAAGAGAGAGCUUCGGCUGAGUGAGAGAGGAAGGGAGCUGUCUCGCCUUUGCAACAGGGAGACAGUUUGCUCCCUUUCUCCGUCUCUCACAGUCCUCCCACCUCAGCAGUAUCUUUUUUUCCCUUUCCUUUCCCUAUACCUAUAUGAAGUUUCUCAGCCUCCCCACGCUCUGCAAUAUGGCUGGUACAGCCUUGGACUUUUCUCCUGAAUUUGAAACGGACGAUUCCAGCCAGAACUCUGAAAAGGAUUACGACGGUGAUCAUAAAAAACUGAGACGACGGGAAAAGAACAGGAUUGCGGCUCAAAAAAGUCGACAGAAGCAGACGCAGAAAGCGGACAGUUUGCAUCAGGAGUAUGAGCAGCUGGAGAGAGAGAACGCCUCGCUGAAGAAGGAAAUCCAGGGCCUGCGCGACGAGCUGAAGCACUGGAAACAAGUGGUUCAGCAGCACGAACCACACUGCUCUAUGCUGUCUGUGAAUGGCACAGCCUUUGUUGGCAAACAGCACGUCAACGUGACAGACUUUCUAGCUGAAGACUGGCAGAAAGCAGAGGUCAUGAUGUACUAGACUGCAGCUCUCUAGAGAGAGUGUUGGGUUGGUGGGGGCUUGGGGUUAGGAUGCAAUAAGGCUAAGAGGGGAGGGGGGGAGGGGAGGGGGUGUUGAGGUUACUGUGUACUUCCAGCAGGUAUCAUCCAGAAGCAGGUGGGCUCCGAAACUCACCCUGACUCCCCUACUUUAAGGUCACGCGUCAAUGACUCCCAACGACGGUGGAGUGAAAUUGCUGGAUCUGGAGCAGACAGACACAUGCGCUGGGAGCAGAAGACGGCCACUCUGCCCCUCGAGCCCGCCCUAUUCCCAGCAGCUUCGUUCGCAGACUCCCCAGAACUCUGGACGGCCAGUGGUGUACAACCAUGGACUGUGCGCUUCUGCUGCCACCGACUGAUAGUUGUGGCUUCAGAGCGAUUUUGUUUCGGGCGAUUUCUGAAGCAGCUUGAGAAUCCCAUGGCAGGAAAGGAGGCAACAUGAAGCAGUGUGUCAUCAUCAUGUGUUUCCAAAGUCCCCGUGAACUGGGCCAGCUCCUGUCGCUUGGAAAGUAAAGCCUUUUUCUUUUGAUCUGCGUGAACAGACGCAGCGGUGGAUGCGUGCUUUGCUGGAUGCUUGGUGAGUGAGUGAGCAAAGGAAGCAUUUGAAGACUUGGGAAACAGUUUGCAUCUCCUCCACUUUGUCAUCUGUGGGAGAGUCCAUGACCCCUGCUUUACAGUUCCAGUUCCCUACAUUCAAAGCCUUGAAGCAGAUGCAGUGCUGUUUUUUUAAAAUAUCUAUUUCAAACCAGUCGCACAGAUUGCUGAUGUGAGUACAUUUUCUACCCAGAUACGGGGUUAAAAUGUGCAGUUUUUUAGAAACAAGUUAGAAACAAAGGCCCAGCAGUUAUUGCCUCGACCCUAAAUGCCCCUUGAAGUUGGUGGUGAGUCAUCGCUUUGAACGGCUGCAGUUCAUUGGGGGAAGGUAUAUCUAAGGGUCACCCAAGGUACACCCAUCACCUUGAACUGCUGGAGUUCAUUGUGGGGGAAGGUACACCCAAGAAUUUGUGACUGCAGACUUAAAAAGGAGCUUGAAAUGAGAGCCAGGCCAUUAAGUGGGGAGAUGUCAGGAAGCAUUUCUUUAAAUGUAGGGAAGUGUGUAACUCCCACUAUCAAUGACUAAUGUUUUUGGAUGCUCUCAAUCACUUAAAAUCUCAACUAAAAAUUGAUAGAUUUUUCUUUUAACGGGACCAAAGUGGGUUUCACUUUCUUCAUUUAUCAGAUGUGAGCAUUGCUGGCCAGGCCAGUAUUUGUUGUCUGUCCCUAACUGCCUGUGACUGGGUGUUGCUCUGCCAUUUUGAGCAGGGGCGGUUCAGAAUCAAUCUCAAUGCUGUGGGUCAGAAGUCAAGUGUAAGCCAGACCGGGUAAGGAAGGCAGAUUUCCUUCCCUCAAGGGCAUUAGUGAACGAAAUGGGCUUUUACAACUAUUGAUGAUGACUUAAUGGACGAGGAAGUGAAUGGUCUCCCCUUGCUCAGACACUAGCUGCAUUAUUUGGUUGACAGAGAUGGGGGUGGGGGUAGAAGUCGCAGAGAGAGAGACUGAGCAAAAUGUGCUCUCCCUCUUCCCUGCAGGUCAAAAUGCGCAGUAAUCCAUUCCAAACUUGUGGAUCUAUGAGAUCAGCUUCCUGAAGCAAUCCCUAUUGUGUUGUUCCAAGGCCCUGAUUUUUUAACACUGAUGACUGAUUCAUCUGAAAUAGGAGCAGGAGAAGACCAUUCAGCCCUUCACACUUGCUCAGCCAUUCCAUCAGAUCAUAACUGAUCUAUCCACUGUCCCGUGUUUCCCGUUCCUGUCUACCCAUCGAUCAAUUUCUAUCUUGACUAUGUUCAAUGACUAAGCAUCCACAGCUCCCUGGGUAGAGAAUUCCAGAGAUUCACAACCUUCUAAGCAAAGAUGUCUUCCCUUCAUCUCGCUCCUAAAUGGCCUGCCCCCUCAGCCUGAGACUAUGAGCCCAUUUUUCCACAAUUCCCCGUCAAGUUUGGGGAGUCAGCUCUAUCCUACCAAGCCCUUUGGGAAUUUGGCCCGCUUGUGAAAAGAUUUGGUAAAAGGUCACCUUCCUUGUCAUCCUAAACUCCAGACCCACAGACCUAGUCCAGCAGGGAGGGAGUUGAGGAUUCAAUCACCUAUUAGUACAGUGGUCAUCCCAGAGAGCCACUUGGUGGAUGGGAUGUACCGUUGCAGAUUGCUGGCAUUGUCUGGCCUGGUUAGUAUUCUCUGCAUUUCCAGUGUGCCCACAUAGGGCAGGAUGCGAAAGAUUUUGGAGAAUGUAGAGUAAGGGCCAAGGAUUGGGGGAUUGGGCUUCAGUUCAUGGAGAAGCUCGAAUUGUUCUUCCUAAACCAGUGAAGGUUAAGAGGGGAUUUACAGCUGUGUUUAAAAUUAAGAAAGUUUUUGAUGGCAGGACAGGUAGAGCUGUGCAGCAUUCUAGGCUUCAUUAAUAGAGCCAUAGAAUGGGGGAGGUUAUGGUGAACGUAUAUAGGACACUGUUAGACCCCAAUUGGAGUAUUGUGUACAGUUCUAUGCACAACUUCAUAUGAAGGAUAGGAAUGCAUGGAGAGAGAGUGGAAGCAGUUUACAAGAAUUGUUCCAGGGAUAAGAAACUACAGUUAUAGGUUGGACAAGUUGGGACUAUUCUCCUUGGAGAGAAGUCAAAAGGGAGAUUUGAUAGAAGUUUGCAAAGUCAUUGGGGGUCUGGAAAAAGAGAGAAACUAUUCCCGCUUGUAAAAGGAUCGAGGAGCAGCGGGCAUGGUUUUAAAAUGUUUUGUGAAAGAAGCAAAUGCGAAGUUUAGAAAGAAACUUUCUCACGCCUCAAGAAGUUACGGUCUGGAUUCACUGCCUGAUGGAGGCAGGUUCAAUCGAGGGCACUGAGAUGGUUAUUUAAAUAGGAACAACGUGCAGGCUAACGGGGAUAACGCAGCAGUUGGGCACUAAGUCAGAAUGCAGAGUGGCAUUGCUGACACAUCAGGCCAAAUGGUCUCCUCUUGGACAGUAACCAUUCUACGGUUCUGUAAUGCUGACAGGGUUGACAGGGAAAGGAUGACAGGAUGUCGGAGGCUUAGUAAUCAGGGGGUGCUGAUCCAAGAUGAUCUGCAAAGGAACCAGAACGGGAGAUGAGAUGGCAGUGCCAUCUUGGAAGUGCUGCUUCAGAGAGUGGUGGAAGCGGAUUCAAUAGGAACUUUUGGAAAAAAACGGGUCUAGGAUUAAUACUUGAGGAGAGGGGGAGAAAAAUAAUUUGUAGAAAAAUGGCAAAAAGGUGGGGUGGGUUGGUGUUGCUGGGUUGAAUUGGACCCCCAGCAGAGGCACAUUGGCCUGAAUGACUUCUUCCAGAAUUGUAGGAAUGAAUAGCUGUUUUUCCCCCUCUGGUUUUGGGGAGGGAAGUGUGGAUUUGUAGGCAUUAAUCCCUGGAGCUUGUGAAAUAGACGAAAUACUGCCCACUUUGCUCUGAUGUAGCCAGCUGUCUACAGAUGCUGCAGAGUCUACCUGGAGGAGGAACCAAGGAAGGUUGCAGCAUUACAGAAACAGUUCUUGCCAAGGAGAUUUAUACACUAAAUAGGAGUAAGCUCUACACUCCCCUUUUACCUCGGUGUAAGAUAUACCUUCGUUUUGUAAAGUUAAUGUAUAAAGUUGUGUAAAUCCAAUUUGGAUGUGUAUCUAUUCUCAUGGAAUUUAGUUGAUUUUUGAAAAUAAAGAUGAGGAAACAGA
Messenger RNA from Rhincodon typus (whale shark), 4657 nucleotides. It is a transcript of the gene batf2, whose product is annotated as basic leucine zipper ATF-like transcription factor 2. Gene Ontology annotation, molecular function: RNA polymerase II cis-regulatory region sequence-specific DNA binding; DNA-binding transcription factor activity, RNA polymerase II-specific. Bases 525 to 947 code for a protein of 140 amino acids. Gene Ontology annotation, biological process: regulation of transcription by RNA polymerase II. NCBI's taxonomy places the organism in Eukaryota, Metazoa, Chordata, Chondrichthyes, Orectolobiformes, Rhincodontidae. The transcript is spliced from 5 exons. Gene Ontology annotation, cellular component: nucleus. The record is from RefSeq and is a predicted model, not a curated record.